This is a messenger RNA of Nyctereutes procyonoides (raccoon dog), 1568 nucleotides long. It is a transcript of the gene RAD51C, whose product is annotated as RAD51 paralog C. Gene Ontology annotation, cellular component: Rad51C-XRCC3 complex; Rad51B-Rad51C-Rad51D-XRCC2 complex; replication fork. Gene Ontology annotation, biological process: DNA repair; reciprocal meiotic recombination; meiotic DNA recombinase assembly. The transcript has 10 exons. The record is from RefSeq and is a predicted model, not a curated record. Gene Ontology annotation, molecular function: crossover junction DNA endonuclease activity; ATP binding; ATP-dependent DNA damage sensor activity. Lineage: Eukaryota; Metazoa; Chordata; Mammalia; Carnivora; Canidae. The coding region runs from base 78 to 1178 and encodes 366 amino acids.
CGGGUGUGCGGAGUGGAGGAUGCAGUUUAGCAACCGUGGGUGCGCGCGGAUUGCGCGCGUAGGCGUCGGGUUUUGAAAUGCAGCGGGAUUUAGUGAGUUUCCCGCUGUCCCCAGCGGUGCGGGUGAAGCUGGUGUCCGCAGGUUUCCAAACUGCUGAGGAACUCCUAGAGGUGAAACCAUGUGAACUCAGCAAAGAAGUUGGGAUAUCUAAAGAGGAAGCCUUAGAAACUCUGCAAAUUAUAAGAAGAGAAUGUCUCACAAAUAAACCAAGAUAUGCUGCUACAGCUGAGUCAGGCAAGAAGUGUACAGCACUGGAACUUCUUGAGCAGGAGCAUACCCAGAGCUUCAUAAUUACCUUCUGUUCAGCACUAGAUAAUAUUCUUGGGGGUGGAAUACCCUUAACCAAAACAACAGAAAUUUGUGGUGUACCGGGUGUUGGAAAAACACAGUUAUGUAUGCAGUUGGCAGUAGAUGUGCAGAUACCAGAAUGUUUUGGAGGAGUGGAGGGUGAAGCAGUUUUUAUUGAUACUGAAGGAAGUUUUAUGGUUGAUAGAGUUGUAGACCUUGCUACUGCCUGCAUUCAACACCUUCACCUUAUUGCAGGAAGACAUAUGGGAGAGGAGCACUCAAAAGCUUUGGAGGAUUUCACUCUUGAAAAUAUUCUUUCCCACAUUUACUAUUUUCGUUGUCGUGACUACACAGAACUAUUGGCACAAGUUUAUCUCCUGCCAGACUUUCUUUCGGAACAUUCAAAGGUUCGAUUAGUGAUAGUGGAUGGUAUUGCUUUUCCUUUUCGUCAUGACCUAGAUGAUCUAUCCCUUCGGACUCGAUUACUAAAUGGCCUAGCCCAGCAAAUGAUCAGCCUUGCAAAUAACCACAGAUUAGCUGUACUUUUAACAAAUCAGAUGACAACAAAGAUUGAUAGAAAUCAGGCCUUGCUGGUUCCUGCAUUGGGGGAAAGUUGGGGACAUGCUGCUACAAUACGGCUAAUUUUUCACUGGGACCAAAAGCAAAGGUUGGCAACAUUGUACAAAUCACCAAGCCAGAAGGAAUCUACAGUACUGUUUCAAAUCACACCUCAAGGAUUUAGAGAUGCUGUUGUUGCUACUGCAUGUUCUAUGCAAACAGAAGGUUCAUUGAAUUCCCGGAAACGGUCGCGAGAAUCAGAGGAAGAAUAGGAAUCCAAAGACUAGUCUUAAAUCACACAGAGAGAGAGAGGCAGAGACACAGGCAGAGGGAGAAGCAGGCUCCAUGGACCGGGAGUCCGACGUGGGAUUUGAUCCCAGGUCUCCAGGAUCGUGCUCUGGGCCAAAGGCAGGUGCCAAACCACUGCGCCACCCAGGGAUCCCAGUUUUGAUAAUUCUUAAAAAUGCCCUGUUUUUGAGCUGUCUCUUCCUUCGUAUCAUGGCUCCCUGCAGACCUCUGGUGAAGGCCAAGACCCUUAAAAAGAGGACCAAGAAGUUCAUCCAGCAUUGGUCAGGCCAAUAUAUCAAAAUUAAGCACAACUGGCAGAAACCCAGAGGCGUUGACAGUAGAGUGUACAGAAGAUUCAAGGGCCAGAUCUUGAU